Molecule: messenger RNA, 1122 nt
Organism: Psammomys obesus (fat sand rat)
Lineage: Eukaryota; Metazoa; Chordata; Mammalia; Rodentia; Muridae
Gene: Arl13a
Product: ADP ribosylation factor like GTPase 13A
Exons: 9
Coding region: 1-1122 (373 amino acids)
Biological process (GO): receptor localization to non-motile cilium; non-motile cilium assembly
Cellular component (GO): non-motile cilium; ciliary membrane
Molecular function (GO): GTP binding; GTPase activity
Source: RefSeq, a predicted model, not a curated record
AUGUUCCGACUCUUGACUGCGUGCUGGUCUUGUCAAAGGGCCACAGAAGAAAAACAAAGGAAUGUGACUAUCAUUGUCAUUGGCUUGGAAAACUCUGGCAAAAGUCAUCUUGUAGAGGCCUUUCAAAGAUUAAUUCCUAGCAAGAUGCACAGCGAUAUGAAACCAACACAGACUAGACUUCUACUCGAUGAUUAUCAAGUAUCUGUCUAUGACCUAACUGGAGACCUGAAGGGCCGAGAAAUAUGGCCAAGCUACUAUGCUGAGGCACAUGGGCUUGUUUUUGUCGUGGAUUCUAGCGAUAUAGGACGCAUACAUGAAGUGAAGAUCAUCUUAACACACAUAAUGUUUGAUAAAAGGAUAUCGGGAAAGCCCAUCUUAAUCCUGGCGAACAAACAAGAUAAGAAGGAUGCCCUCUUGCCUUGUGAUAUCAUUGAGUAUCUAGUUCUGGAAAGGCUAGUGAAUGAGACUAAGUCCAUGUGCCGAGUGGAGCCUUGUUCAACCAUGAAACAUCUUUCAAAGAGGCACCAACAGCCAAUAGUUACAGGGCUGCGCUGGCUAUUAGCUGCCAUUGGAGAUCAAUACGAAGAACUGUAUACUCGACAACAAACAUCCAAUAUAAGCAUUUCAACCUCCAAGAACAUUAUAGGCUAUGGGGAAAGAUACUCAUCAGACAGUUUAGUUAACAGAGUAGACGUGAUCAAAAACAACAGACAUCAUUUUGAGAAAAGACUACACCUGGAGCAUCGCCAGCAGGUUGAGCAAAGACACUUUGAGAAAAGACAGCAAUUUGAUUCAAGACAGCAUUUAAUGCAACGCUCACUGGAUGCUAGGCCUCUAAAGCCAAUCCUACAAAAAGAUGGUCUUCGAAUAAGGCCCAAAAAGAAUGUGUCUGUAACAUUUGCUCUGGAUGUAAUCAUGGAAGAAGGUGAAUGUUCUCAGAAUAUUGGAGCUCAGAAUAUCAUUAAGUCUUGCCAUAGUCAAUGUUAUGAUACACAGACUCCAGCUCCAUCUACUGAUGACAAACUUUUCAAAGCUCGCAGGCCAAAAAAAAGAAUAGAUACCUGGGACACCGAAGAAAUGUUAUUGGAAGAUCUCGUGGAGAAGCCUUUUGUUCCUGUGUAA